AUGCCCCUCCUAAGACAUAGCUUCUUUUUCUCAUUCACUAUCAUCAUCAUUUCAUUUGUUUCUUGUAAUAGCAACUUGCAAAAGGACCCACUUAUUGCUACAUACGUUGAUAAUUCACCUUAUGAUGAUGGUGGCACAAUAUUAUUCAAGAACUUGAUCAAAGAAAACUCAAAUAAUGUUUUGAAAUUAAACAAGUUUGGUGGAACUUCGUCACGUAGAAUAGAUAUUGUUAAUGUCAAUGAUUAUGGAGCUAAAGGCGAUGGUUAUUCAGAUGAUACACAGGCAUUCAAGAAGGCUUGGGAAGUGGUAUGUUCUUCAGGGGAAUCAGUUUUUGUGGCACCUCAAGAUAAUAAUUAUCUACUCAAACCAAUAAGAUUCUCUGGUCCUUGCAAAUCUAACAUAACAGUCCAGAUACUUGGAAAUCUUGAAGCAUCAGAUAAACUAUCAGAUUACAAGAAAGAUAAAAGGCACUGGCUUGUAUUUGACAGUGUUCAGAAACUAUUAGUUAAUGGUGGUGGAACCAUUAAUGGAAAAGGAAACAUAUGGUGGCAAAACUCAUGCAAAAGGAACAAAGGGAGACCUUGCAAGGAUGCUCCAACGGCUCUAACAUUUGAUAGUUGCAAGGAUUUGAUAGUUCAAAAUUUGAACAUCCAUAAUGCCCAACAAAUUCAUAUUUCAUUUCAAGAUUCAAAUAAUGUUACUGUUUCUGGUCUCAACAUAUUAUCACCAGAAGAUAGUCCUAACACCGAUGGGAUUCAUGUCACCAACACGCAAAAUAUCAAAAUCUCUAGCUCUAUCAUAGGAACAGGUGAUGAUUGUAUAUCAAUUGUACAUGGAUCUAUGAACGUAGAAGCUACAAACAUAACUUGUGGACCUGGCCAUGGCAUCAGCAUUGGAAGCUUGGGGGCUGGAAAAUCCAAAGAAUUUGUUUCUGGAGUAAUAGUAAAUGGAGCUAAGAUUUCUGGAACUCAAAAUGGAGUUAGAAUUAAGACUUGGCCGGGAGGCUCAGGAAAUGCUAGCAAUAUCAAAUUUCAAAACAUUGAAAUGGACAAUGUGGCCAACCCUAUAAUAAUAGACCAAAAUUACUGUGAUAAGAAAAAAAAGCCAUGCAAAAAAUCGAACUCUGCGGUUCAAAUAAGCGAUGUGUUGUACGAGAAUAUAAUAGGUAAAAGUGCUUCUGAUGUAGCAGUGAAUUUUGAUUGCAGCAAGAAAUUUCCAUGCCAGCAUAUAGUAAUGCAGGACAUAGACUUGCAGUAUGAAGAAGAAGGAGAAGCUGCUAAGGCUUUAUGCAACAAUGUUGAUUUGUCUUACAAAGGACAAGUUAUCCCUCGUUGCAACUCAUAA
Molecule: messenger RNA, 1344 nt
Organism: Lathyrus sativus (Indian pea)
Lineage: Eukaryota; Viridiplantae; Streptophyta; Magnoliopsida; Fabales; Fabaceae
Source: the annotation of a GenBank genome assembly